GUUGCUGUUGCUGUUGCUGCUGCUGUAGCAUCUGGCUCUGCUGCUGCUGAUGCUGCUGCUGGAUCUGGGCCUUGCGCGACUUGAUGGGGAUGGCGUUGGGUUUUUGGAACUCGACGUCGGGUGACAUGUCUGCGGCAGGCGUCGCGGCGUGUUCGGAAAAGAUGAAGUCGUCAAUGUUCAUGGGGUCAUUCUGCUGGUGAUGGUCCCCGUUGAGGCCCGUAACGUGCUCGGACGACUUGCGCAGCUGCUGCGCGAUGCCACUGGGGGCAUUCAGCGUCGCCGGCCGCAUGCUCCUCUCGUAUGCUUUCUGUCGCUUCUCCUUGUGCUUCUUGAUGCCAAUGGCCAUCAUGCGCCAGGUCAGAUUCUCCAUGCGGUCCUGGUUUGGGAGCUGCUGCUUCGUCUUGGCAAAGAACUUCCACACCUGGGUCGCCAGCGGAUCGUCCUGCUGCAUGCCGUCGACAUCGCUGACGUUGGCGCUCUGCAGCAGAGGAAAUAAAGCUGGUCCGAGGAUGGCCUCGUCUUGCGGCGCCGCGGUCCCCUUUGUCUGGGCGCCUCGCAGUCGCUGGUGCGCAGCGCCGGGCUGGGCAGCAGGUCGUCGCGGGAAGCGCCAGUCGUGCUCUGUCGACGUCGGAUUCAUUGUGAAGGCCGGACUGGCGGUCCCCGUCAUCGCGGCGGGCCUGGCAGCGGCCAUAGUGUCCACACGAGGCCAGGUAGAAGAUGAAUUGUGACGAGCUGGUUCCCACAGCGAUACGUCGUGGAGAAAUCUGGUCUUUUCGAGACCGGUCGGUCGGUCGGUCGGUGUCCCCCCAGGUCAACAAUGUGAGUGAGGCCCCACGUCGAAGAGGGCUGACUUGACUGGCUGGAGACUGGCGCAAUGUGCGGUGGGUGCGACAGACCAAUGCAGUGUGUGCGCAGGUGAGGGUAUUCACACGGAAACAGAUGCGAAGUGUGUACGUAGGUAGGCCAGGGAGCAAGAGUACAGGUAAGGUAAGGUAAAGUAAUUGAUUUAGGUUGAGGCCUGGCUGGCUGGAAGAUCGAGGGAAUUAAGCGCGGAUGGACUUGC
Messenger RNA from Emericellopsis atlantica, 1063 nucleotides. RefSeq lists its product as uncharacterized. The record is from RefSeq and is a predicted model, not a curated record. The transcript has a single exon. The coding region runs from base 255 to 728 and encodes 157 amino acids. NCBI's taxonomy places the organism in Eukaryota, Fungi, Ascomycota, Sordariomycetes, Hypocreales, Bionectriaceae.